CAGGUAACUCUGUGUGCAGAGUAAUUUGUUGUGUGUGGUGAGAAAGUACACGAGACAUUUUUGGUACACUUUUGCUGCUCCAUGUGAUUACAUAAGCGGAACACGGAACCAACCUACGUUGCCCACCCCCAGUAUGUACAUUGCUACGGUUCGAAGUCGGUGCACGGUAGUUGCCGGGAGAUGGCCUCACUUGGGUGGGAGCGUCAUUUCAACGCAUCUCUCCCUGUCUGCUCUUUUAAAAUUAGUCCGAGCGGCAUCCAGGCUUAGAAACGACCUACAUCCAUGUCUGAACGACUUCGCAUCGGGGACCCAUUGGUUCGAACUACGCUCUUUUCACGCUCUCCGACAUCAAUCUUUCGGCACUAGACGUCCUCAAGGAUAUCUUCAGGCAUUCCAAUUGGACCCAACAGCAUCAGCAAAUCGUCAAGGUUGCAUGAUUGAGACCUUUGGUAUCAUGACUGAGUCUAAGCUCCGCACUAGAGAUAGGAUUGAGAGUGACUCAUAGGUGCCCAAAAUUGCUAUGUGAGAAAAAUAGGAAUCCAUGCACAGUGCCGAUCUUAUUCUGGUUGUCUAUUUUGGCAAGGCAUAGGGUUUGAAGCACUGGAAGCGAGACACUUUUGGGCC
Molecule: messenger RNA, 624 nt
Organism: Cantharellus anzutake
Lineage: Eukaryota; Fungi; Basidiomycota; Agaricomycetes; Cantharellales; Hydnaceae
Exons: 3
Coding region: 134-505 (123 amino acids)
Source: RefSeq, a predicted model, not a curated record